Molecule: messenger RNA, 3559 nt
Organism: Morone saxatilis (striped sea-bass)
Lineage: Eukaryota; Metazoa; Chordata; Actinopteri; Moronidae
Product: ras-related protein Rab-8A
Exons: 8
Coding region: 46-666 (206 amino acids)
Biological process (GO): cellular response to insulin stimulus; neurotransmitter receptor transport to postsynaptic membrane; protein secretion
Cellular component (GO): trans-Golgi network transport vesicle; dendritic spine; synaptic vesicle
Molecular function (GO): GTPase activity; GTP binding
Source: RefSeq, a predicted model, not a curated record
CUCAUCACUGCUUCGCCGGGCGGGAUUUCCGCAAUAAUAUCAAGUAUGGCGAAGACAUACGACUAUUUGUUUAAAUUACUGUUAAUCGGCGACUCCGGUGUCGGGAAGACCUGUGUCCUGUUCAGGUUUUCAGAAGACGCCUUCAACUCCACGUUUAUCUCAACUAUAGGCAUUGAUUUCAAGAUUAGGACAAUAGAGCUUGACGGCAAGAAGAUAAAGUUACAGAUAUGGGAUACGGCCGGCCAGGAGCGCUUCCGAACAAUCACAACAGCCUACUACAGAGGAGCAAUGGGCAUCAUGCUUGUCUACGACAUCACCAACGAGAAGUCUUUUGAAAAUAUCAAGAACUGGAUAAGGAACAUAGAGGAGCAUGCAUCAGCUGAUGUUGAGAAGAUGGUCCUUGGCAACAAGUGUGACAUCAAUGACAAGCGGCAGGUGUCCAAAGACAGGGGGGAGAAGCUUGCGUUAGAGUAUGGGAUAAAGUUCAUGGAGACGAGUGCAAAGGCCAACAUCAAUGUGGAAAAUGCAUUUUUGACACUCGCCAGAGACAUCAAAUCAAAAAUGGACACAAAAUUGGAGGGCAACACACCACAGGGAAGCAGUCAUGGAGUCAAGAUCUCAGAGCCUCAGAAAAAGACCAGCUUCUUCCGCUGUAGCCUACUCUGAGGACCGAGGCCUUCGACACUGGCUGCCAGCUGGCUGGACAAAAAUGGACUGUGCUUGCUCUUAGCACUUCCUUCCUCUUCCUUCUUUCUACCCAUCCAUGGCCUGCCCUCCCCCCCUCCAGUCCACACAAACCAUUAUAUUCCCAGUAAGCCGAAGACUUCCCUUCUUCUCUUCCUCUUCGGAAAGCUUCCAAUGGUGCAUCUCUUCCAUUUUAAAGAGAUCUGUUGUUUUCAUGGGUCAGAGUGCUUGGCUGGUCGAGGACUCAACCAGGAGCAUUUUCCAGAUGUUCCUUAUCACACAAAAGACAGGCUCUUACUUCUGAUGUUUAGUCUCUUUGUACUGCGCACUUAAAUUUCACACAGCCGGUAGCACAACCGAGGAUGAGAAAUCAUUACGUUAAUGUCAACGUUUUGGGAUUGCAAAUACAGACAUGAUAUCUAGAUCUAUUUUUAUUAGUGCUCUUUCCCCCUUGAAGUUAUAAAUGUCAACUAGAGACUGAAAGGCUUGAACUUGGGUGAAACAGAGUUGCACAUGCUUUCAUUUUCAUUUCAGCAGUUGAGUGAGUCAUAUCACAGAUAAGGCAGUCAAGGAUCAGAGAGGAACUGGAUGUGAGUUCUGCUCUUAGCAUGCAGUCCUUGACAAUCAUUUGAUGUGACUAGAAAUGCGUGUUUCAUCUUGCACCGAUCAGUACUCACUGCCUCCAACGCUUUUUUCUUUUUCUUUUAACAUUUUCUGCAAUAGCUUUCAGGUGCUUGAAGGCAUGGCAACACAAAACUUAAAAAUGCAUACAACAAACAGAAUUUGUUCCUCUGAGGUUUAGUUCUGUCAUCAAAUUAUCAGCAAGACACUGGUGUGGUGUUUCCUGUCGUAACCUGCAAGAGAGGACAUUGUGGUGCGAAAGUGAAAAUUUGCAAACGCUGCACUAUUACCCAUUUGUAGGUGUUAAAUAAUCCUCCACAAAAAGUACAGUCCAAUAAAAUGGGGCUGCAAUUAACUGUUAUAAUGAAUUAUUAUGCCACUUUUUUCUUGAUUCAUUGUUUGGUCUAUUAAACAUCUGAAAAUAGGGGAAAAUGCCUGUUUCCUAAAGUCUAAAGUGGCCUCUUCAAAUAUCUUGUUUCGUCCAAAACCUGUAAACAUCAAUUAACGAUCGAAUAAGAAAAAGAAAACCAGCAAAUCCUCACACUUGAGGAGCUGGUUAACUAGUAUUUCUGCUUUAAAAUUGACUUAAAAUGAUUCCUACUUCGAUGAAUUUAAAGUGUUGCCUUUUUAUUUUGAUGUGAAGGUGUUGUAGCAGCUCUGAUUCACAGUUAAGCUAAAUGACGUCUCCGGUUAUUCGAUCAGCAAUUAAAAAGUCAAAAUGAAGUUUCGCACUGUAAGCCCCCUCUCCUGCUAUCCAUGCAGCUCUCCUUGCACUUUACCAGUAAGUCGUGUUUUGUGUGUAGUCUGUGCCAAGUGAUAGUUUUGCAAUACGAUUACUUACUUAUAAUUGUUUUGAUCUAUUGAGUCUUGGUAGUAUAAUGGGCAUAAUUUUACUACACCUACUUAUAAAUGACUUGAUCUCCUUUGCUAUGUCACUGCUAGUGAUCCACUGUCCUGGUAUCAGUUCACUGAAAAACAUUGCCCUAAUGUACUUUAAUGGCUAUAUAUACAUAUAUAUUUACAAAAAGGAAAAAGAAUUUGCAAGCCUCUGUUUCUAUGCUACCGCCCUGCCAAAUUGUAGUUUAAAAGUGAUUUUUCUUUCUUGGCUUAUCACAUGAACACUGGCUUGACGUAAACUGAAAGGUGGUCCUGUUAGUAUUAUUGUAUAUUGUAUCAUGUUUGUGUUUGAUUGUGGCCCUUUAGUUUGACAGCUAGGUGGCGCCAGAGGCACAGUAUGCAUUAUAUGUGACCACCUGAACUCAAAUUUUAAUCAGUAUUUAAUUAAGAAUGCAAGCCACAGUGAACUAGACGUGUGCAGUCUGAACAUGUACCCACUGUUUAACAUUGAUGUUGAGUCUCAAUCUAUUUCCAUUGUUCCUCGUGUUUCCCUACUGCAUUUGUUACUAGUCUGAAAAUCAGACUCCUAUAUGCACAAUAUCAAAGGGAGGAUCUGCUUUUGCUUGCCUGCACCUUGUUUUUUGCUUUGUUUUUUUAUGUUUAUUUUUUAAUAUCAAAUAAUUUGGGACCUCAUAACUACCAUAGCCAUUUGUCUUAACCGCUGAUACUCAGUUCUGUCAUAGGUGAGCUAUGCAUUGUGAAUCUUGGACCUGUGCAUAUUUCUGUAAUGUAAUUUUCAGACAUACUUGUAGACCUGUACAGUUGAAUGUAUGGGCUUUGUUUUUUGUUCUUUUUGUUUUGUGUUAUUCACUGAGCCAAAAACUCAUGCUCACACACAUGCUCUUGUUUGUAGAAAUGGCAUUGCUACAUCAGCGCGAGUGAAACUUGUAAUGAUGGCGAGAUAAAGUAGGAAGAGUCUGGAUGUUGAAGGUUGUUGGAGGUAGUGCUGUUUUGUCUCAUUCGAGUCAUGCUGUAGCUUUAAGUCAAACAGAAACAUAGGAAGCAGACGUUUGUGGGAAUCAAGCUGUAUCAUUUCCAGCUCAAAUGAUACUCCCUCUUUUUUGAUUUUGUUUUUAAAUCAUAUCCUUUUCUUAAGAUUCCUAUCAUGUUAUAAUAUACUGUACAUCCCUUUUUACAGCCAUAUUUUCAUUCCAUCGAUUUGUGAAGUAUACAGGGAGAAUAAUACAUUUUGAAAGAAAAAAAAAGUGGGAAAAAAAAUACCAUUGUAAAUAUCACAUUGAAAAAAAAAAGAGAUCUACUUAAAUUGUACUGUACUUUCUAAACCCAUAUGAAAAUGUAUCUACAAUUUGUAGAUAUGUGUACUUUUGAUUUAAUAAAAUGAGAUUAUAAAACUUCA